AUGGAUGAACAACCGGACACAGAGCAACAACCAGACACGGAGAGACAACCGGACACGGAGCAACAGUCGGACACGGAGCAACAACCGGACACGGAGCCACGACGAGGAACAACCGGACAUGAAGCAAUGCUGGACGUGGAGCAACAGUCGGACACGGAGCAACAGCCGAACAUGGAGCAACAACUGCACAGGGAGCAGCAGCUGGACGUGGAGCGACAACCAGACACAGAGCAACAACUGGACAUGGAGCAACAGCCGGACACGGAGCAACAGCUGGACAUGGAGCAACAACCGGACAUGGAGCAGCAACUGCACAGGGAGCAACAACUGCACAGGGAGCAACAGCCGGAUGUGAAGCAACAGCCAGACAUGGAGCGACAGCCGCACCUGGAGCAACAGCCGGACACGGAGCAAUGGCCAGGCAUGGAGCAACAGCUGGACAUGGAGCAACAACCAGACAUGGAGCAACAACCAGACACAGAGCAACAACCAGACACGGAGCAAUGGCCGCACACAGAGGAACAACUGGACACAGAGCGACGGCCGGACAGGGACGGACAGCCAGACGUGGAGCAACGACUGGACACAGAGCAACAGCCGCGCACGGAGCAACAGCCGCACAUGGAGCAACGGCCGCACACGGAGCAAUGA
Tauraco erythrolophus (red-crested turaco) is the source of this 651-nucleotide messenger RNA. NCBI's taxonomy places the organism in Eukaryota, Metazoa, Chordata, Aves, Musophagiformes, Musophagidae. The record is from RefSeq and is a predicted model, not a curated record.